AUGGCGUCGAAACCGGACUAUCUGGUUUUCGGGUCGGCCUUCGGCUUCGAAGCCCUCGCCAUCCCCCUGUGCACCGGGGGCGGACCUCUUCCGAGCAGGCACUGCAGCGUCCUGCUUGUUGUGCGCCCUGGCGACCUGCUUUUUCCCGACGAGGAGGAGAUCGGGACCUUCUACCGCCACCUCGACCCCAAGACCUCCUCCAAGCGACACGAGGAGGAGGCGGCCAACGUUUUGAGGUUUUUCGGCGAAUGUGUGAAGGCGGAGUUGAGCCGUGAGGGAAGGGGGUGGACGGCUAAGCCUCCUUUCGCCGAAGUCCUGGCCGAACGACUAGAGAGUCUUGCCGCCCCCGUCCGUGAUGUGAGUUUCCUACGUCGAUGUCGCAUUGUCGCCUGGGCUAUCGUCGUCGAGGCGUCGACUCACCCUUGUCGUGGUCGCCAUGUGCUUGGGAUGUUGAUGCAGAAAUCGCCCGACAUCCUCAGGCAGGAGGUCGCCGGCACGGGGCUGCUGGCGGUCAACGUGUUAGCGUGGUCGUUGGAGCAUCUGGAAGACGUGCAUCGCAGCUACGAUCCGCUCAUCGUCGAGAACCCGAAGAUGGUCGGCUUGAAGGCGCUUCGACUGGAGCUGGUGCACCACGUGGAGAAGGCCGCGUCGAACUCACGGGAGGCGGCGUCGACCGUGGGUUGUGGCGUCGGAGCCGGCAUCGCUCUGGGUGGGGAGGCCGAGGAGGCUGCGGCGGGGUCGCACUCUGGCGGGCACGGACCCACAGAUGGCGGCGAGGAGGAGCACGAGAGGGAGGACGGGGAGGGGGGCGGGGAGCAGGACGGUGGCUCGGACGAGGAGGAGGAGGACGAGAAGCGUGAGGAGGACGAUGUGGUUGUCACCGGCGAAGUGGAGGCAGUACAGUUCGCCGGUGAGAAGGUUGCGGAUAAGAGCGGCGGCAGCGGACCCAAGUCGGGCAAGAACGCGCGGGGCAGCGGUGGCUCGACCCCGACUAGGAUUGCGUCAAAGGCGGCUGUUGAUGGUAUGAAGGUGGCGGAGAGGGAGAACAAGAAGCUGAGGGAGAAGUUGGUGGCGGAAAAGAGGCUGGAGCACCAGACGGCCCGGAUUGACGCGCUUUACUCCAUGGUCACCGCGACUGUGAACAAGCUCUUGACGGUCGCCGAGAGUGUGACCUCUCACGAGCAGACGUCGGGGAGGAGCCUCCAAACGGCGGUGGACACUAUGAGGGCGGUCGUGCAGGAGGCGGUGAGCUAUCGCGUCUCCACCCUAGAAUUCAUGAACGCGCAGUGGCUGCCCACCUUGCGGGCCCUGCACUUGACGGCUACUGCUGCACAGAGUAGGCGACAUGAGGACGACGUCCUGCUAUUGCGAGGCGUGGCAGAUGCUCUUGGCGAGAAGAUCAAAACCGUCAUGUCGGCUGAGGUGAAGGCGGCCAUGGAGAGCGAGGCGCAGGGGAUCGCCGCUGCCGUGACUGCGCAAGUCGUCCAAGAGCUUAGGGACAACCUGGUGAAGGCGGUCACCUCCGCGACCCAACAGGGCCUUGGUACCGCCGGGUUUAGCCUCCUCCCAACUGCUCUCGCGUCGGUGAUGCACGGCGGUCGCGCAACCGCCGAGGAGCAUGGGCCGGCGCCAAGGCAGUCGGGGAAAAGGGUCGCCGACGAAAAAUCCCUGACCGGCGACCAGACCAGCGGCAAUAAGCGAAGCAGAGGACCCGCGGCGAAACGCGGUGUGGGCGUGGACCCUCCCGCCGCUCCGUAUCCAUCGUUCGACGAGUAUCUGAAAUGGCUCGAGGAUCAAGGUCAGAAAACCCCGGUAAUUCCUCCGACUCACAGCAACCAGGCGGUUGACCAAGGAGUAGAGGCAGCGAACGUCACGGCGGCGACUGCAGGGCCGAGUGCCUCAGCGGUGGAGGCAGCUGUGUGGAGAGUGGUGGAAGAGGCCGGCGGGGUGGACGAAGAGAUCCUCGCCAGCAUCGUAAUGCCGGACCGGGAAAUCGAGGUCAUGCGGGAAAAACUACAAGCAGCAGCUCCCACCUUGGGAGCGCAACAGGGUACACCCGCCGCCUCGACUGCUCCUGCGGAGGACCAUAGCGCGGCUGGCGCCAAAUCCCCCCCGGCCACGACCGGUGAGGUCGGCGACGGGAAGCACAAGCGCAAGGGCAAGGACAAGGCGAAGGGCGGCCCGGCGAAGGCCGGCUCUUCCAAGGGGACGUCCAAAGCGGUUGCGCAGGGUUGGAAGGGUUCAGGCGUCCGCGUUGACGCUUCAACGGGGCUGGCCACGUCGGAGAUGAAGUUUGGGAAGAAGAGCCGUUACAUCUGCCGGUCGAUGGACAAGUCCGAGGCCGCCUACUGCAUCGCUGUCGCCGUUUCGUCGUACGACGGCUUCGUCAGCGACGUGAUUCUGGACGAGUUCGGUGGGGUCAAGGAGGAUGUGAUGGCGCAGUAUAAGGCGGAAUGGAAUUUGGCGCGAUUGAUUCCGGGGGCCAUGUGGACGGUCAUGUGGACGGUCAUGUGGCGCGAAUGUCUUCCGCGACAGACCAACGCCACCGCGGAAGUAGCGGCCGGCGAAAGGGGAGCGGCAGCGAUCGUGCGCGGAGCGUCCAAAGAGUUCGCGAAGAGGUGUAAGAGCGUCAUCGAGGUGGUGCUUCAACGGGCGUCGUCCCGGAAGGUCGGCGUAGAAGAGGUCGCCGACACGGUGACGAAGGACCUGCAUGGCGUUGUGCUGAGGUUGCUGCCUGAGGACGGCGACGAGCGCGACCACGACGAUCUGAUCGCCCGUGUCAUGAUCGAGAACCUCGCCUUCUGGGGGGACUGCUGUGUCGGCGGACCCAAACUCAAAGCGCGCGGCGUCAAUUUGCCUCUUGACGCCGGGAUGAAGGUGAUCGUUCGGAACAGGGGGGCAAGGGAUCAGCACAAAGGGAAGCAGGCGGCCGACGCCUAG
Messenger RNA from Closterium sp. NIES-65, 2940 nucleotides. The record is from the annotation of a GenBank genome assembly. NCBI's taxonomy places the organism in Eukaryota, Viridiplantae, Streptophyta, Zygnematophyceae, Desmidiales, Closteriaceae.